Tetranychus urticae (two-spotted spider mite) is the source of this 830-nucleotide messenger RNA. Its product is annotated as apolipoprotein D. Gene Ontology annotation, cellular component: cytoplasm. Gene Ontology annotation, molecular function: pigment binding. The record is from RefSeq and is a predicted model, not a curated record. Lineage: Eukaryota; Metazoa; Arthropoda; Arachnida; Trombidiformes; Tetranychidae. Gene Ontology annotation, biological process: response to reactive oxygen species; lipid metabolic process.
GAUUGAAAAACAUCAUCAAUUCAAUUCAAUACAGUUAAAUCUAGUGUUGCCAAUUCAACUUUUGUUAGCAAACUCUUGAGUUUCAUUCAGUUUUCAAAAUGAAUAAAUUAGCUUUAAUUUCCUUGAUUGUUCUCUCAUCAACCCUUUCUGCUUCGGCUUUACCAAACAUCUUUAACUUGAAAGCCUUACAAGAUAAGAUUCCUCAACUCUCUGCCGUCGGAUCAAGCUUCUGGGUUGGUCGAUGCCCACAAACAACUGAAAUUAAAGGAGGCUUCAACCUUACUCAAUAUCUUGGAAAAUGGUAUGAAAUUAAACGAACUGGUUUAGUCUUUGAAUUCGGUCAACGUUGUGUCAAAGCUGAAUACAAACUCGACUCAGACGGCAAUGUUGCUGUAAACAACAGUGGAGUCAACUUGGUUAACUUUGAAAUCUACAGUCUUGGAACUGCCAAGCCAGGAACUCAAUCAAAUGUUUUUGCAGUCACCUUCUUCCCAUUGUCUCCAGCUGCUCAAUACUGGGUUGUUGAUACUGACUAUGAAACAUACUCUUUGGUUGUUUCUUGUAAUGAUGUUCUUGGUUUAUUCAACGUCAAGGACGCUUGGAUUUUAUCACGAAAACCAAAGUUAGAUGAAGAUAUUGUAAAUCGACUUGUUGGUAAACUGGACACUCUUGGAAUCCCAUCUUUCCUCCUUUCAUCAACCACACAAAAUUGUGAAAAUUAAAUGCUAUUAGCUUAUCAAGGAGCUGGAAAUACUCAAAUCUAAGCAUUAAAUCAUGAUUAUUUUUGAAAAAUAAAGUUGGCAUCCAAUGCUGUAAAAUUUUGCAAUUUA